AUGUUCAACUCGCAGAUUCACACCUUGAACCGAAGCCUAAUCAAUUUGAGGAUCGAGGGCUGUGAAAAUAAAGAUAACUCCGAUGGUUUGUCAUUGGAAAAAGAAUUGGUUCAUACGACUAUAGAUCAAUACUAUUUUUUUCUUGAGCACAACCCGAUUCAACCUAUUAAAAAAUGUGCCCAAGAGUCUAUGAAUUUAAGCGAACAAGGCAACGUCAUGUACAUUUCCAAAAAUCACAAUGCCAAUCAACAUCAACAAAUAUGGAAUUAUUACACUCGAAGCGUUGCCGCGGCCCCCAACGACUCGCAAGAGCUCGCUUUAGCGUAUUCCAACCGAUCCGCUCUUUUGUAUCAUUUGAGAGAGUUCGAUGAAUGUAUCAAAGAUUGCGAUAAAGGAUUUAAGUUGAAUCCCCCGGACCCCCUCAAAGCCGAAUUGCUUUUGAGAAAAGUCGAAUGUUUGAUCGCCAUGGAAAGAAAUACUGCGAAGAAUGUUUGUCAAAAUGCCCUGAAUUUGUGUAAAGGAUAUACGUUAAGUCAUGAAAUUGAAAGAAAAUGUAUUAACAAAUUGCAAUAUUUCUUAGACAAUAAUUUGCAAAUACCUUACAAAAAAAAGAAGACUGAAAACCAUAAGACUAAACCAGCCAUCACUUUCGAAAGAAGCCAAGAAGCACCUUGUGCUUCAUCAGCUUUAGCCAUCAAAUACAGCAACAAAUGGGGAAGACAUAUUGUAGCUGCAAGAAGAAUUGAUCCUGGUGAGGUACUGGUACUUGAGCCAAGUUAUUUUACGUCUGUUAGUAUGUGGGGUAAUUACAUGUUUUGCUCUCAUUGCACCAAACAAACUUGGGCUUCUGUACCCUGCAAAAGUUGUGUGUUCAAUGUUUAUUGCUCUGAUAAAUGUAAGUCAGAAGCAUGGAAAAAAUACCAUCAAUAUGAGUGUAAUGUACUAGCAUAUCUAUAUAAUUUGAACUUUUAUAAUUAUCCUUUUCUGAGUCAAUGUGAACCAGAAAAUAGUCAUAUGUUAGUCAGGUCACUGGCAGCUACUAUUAAAUUGAUGCUUAUUGCUAUAAAUGAAGUUGGAGGAAUUGAUAAUAUGCGUCAAGAGUUGAUUGAUAUUGAAAAAAACAAAGAUCCUAGAACAAAAGGCUUUUUUAAUGGUGUCUUUGAUAGUCAAAAAUGUAGAAGUAUAUACAGUCUUACAACAAUACUUGACAAUGUAGCAGAUGAAACUCUUGGAAUAUUUACUGUAUUGGUCAGCAUUGCGAUACAUCUUUUAGCAACAAAAAGUCCUUUUUUUGGGAAAAAAAUUAAAACUACACCAAAAUUAAUUAUGAAUAACCCAGACGUUAAGUUUAUUGGAGGUCUGCUUCUAAAAACAACACUUUUAUUGCCAAAUAAUAAUCUCAAAGUAAAGAUUCAAUAUCAGUAUUUUGUACACAGAGAAAGUACUAUACUUGGUCAGAAAUUUGGUUCUGCGUUAUAUCCUAUUUGUAGUUUAUUUAAUCAUAGUUGUGAUCCUAAUGUCAUCAGUGUUCCUACUAGAGAAAAUGAACGGAUAGUUUAUAGUAAAUUUACAAUAGAAGAGGGUGAACAGCUCUUCUUAUGCUAUGUUGGUGAUAAUUACACCAGUUGUUCUAAAGAGGAAAGAGCAGAGACAAUUUGGAGUGCUUAUAAAUUUCAAUGUGAAUGUAGAGCUUGUCAGGAAAAUUGGAGUCAGAGCUUACCAUUUGUUAAGGACAUAUUGAGAAAAUCACCUAAAUUGAAAAUUUCUCUUGGAACCAAAUAUAAGUAUAUAGAAAAAUUAAAAGGCACCAUAGUCAAUCAACUUCAAGGCAAUAAUUUUGAAUAUGAUCCCAAAAUGAUAAGUAAUCUUCAAAAAUUAAUGAAGGAGCAUGAAACUUACUUAACUCGUCGCAGUAUGGAUUAUGAGACAUUUGAACGUUUUAUAUAUAUGAUGAUAGUUAAUGCUUUUGGUACAUGGUUGAAUAUCAAUGACUCUUGUUGA
Trichogramma pretiosum is the source of this 2001-nucleotide messenger RNA. Its product is annotated as SET and MYND domain-containing protein 4-like. NCBI's taxonomy places the organism in Eukaryota, Metazoa, Arthropoda, Insecta, Hymenoptera, Trichogrammatidae. The record is from RefSeq and is a predicted model, not a curated record. The coding region runs from base 1 to 2001 and encodes 666 amino acids. Gene Ontology annotation, molecular function: protein binding. The transcript is spliced from 5 exons.